AUGGUUUUUCUCCUGGCGGUCCUCUGGCCCUUCGUGAAAACCGACGUGGAGGGCGUUGACCAGAGUUCGCAGAACUCGCCAGUUGGCGUGCUUGUGGAGCACGGCGGGAGUGAGAAUGGAGUGGAGAGGUCGGGAGGGUGGACGGACGCGACGCAGGGUGAGGCGCCGGGGGCUCAGACCCUGCUGCCUGAACCCAGUUUUGAACGCGUUUCUUCCGCAAGUGCGCUCGAAAAGAGACAGGCCGAGGCCGGUCCCUCCACACAAGUUGCAGGAGUCACAGACCAGAACUCGCCACUGGUCCGUGUCCUCCUGCCGCGCCUGAGAAGGCGGAAGAGUAGCGCGGAUCCGUACAGGGACCUGCUUGCUGCUGGCUUGGCGGGGCUCCACGGCGGGCAUCCAGUGAAGCGAAAAACUGGAGCGGUCCGAUCGACGAGCCCGAGGGGCCGAAGGGUGGAAACUGUCGGACAGUUUGCAGUCGUUUUCGCUGCGUUGCUGCUCGUCUCGGUCGUCUCUCUGAAGCUCGCCACGAUCGUUCGUGUGGAAGCCGAGCUGGAGCAGCGAGGCGGUGCCCUAGUCGACGCUUUCGUGGAUGCCUUUCCCGACCGAGGAACGGCGGCAAGUCUCCUGGUUCGGCUCCUCCGAGAGCUCCACACCCAAGGAUCCCUGAUUGCGCGACUCGAUAAAGCGUUCUGGCGCGCGUACGAGGCCCUCCCUCGGCUGACGCAGGCCGUCGAGAAGGUGUUCGGCGCUCUGCUUCCUCGGCAGGCGCUGUUCGCCGUUGCCGCUGUCUCCGCGCUCAUCUUCACCGUCGCUGCCUACUUUCUGCGCCUCCUCACGCCGCAGCGGUUCCUGCCCCGAGUCAGGACGUGGGGCGUGUUCGUAGGUCUGAUGCUCAGCACUGCCCCGUUUGCCUUGCUGGCCUUCGACUUGCGGAGAGGCGUGUUCCGGAACAAGCUGGAAGUGAUCCUGCGGCUCUGGACAGCUGGCAAGAACCACUUGCUGCUGCGGAGCAUGAGUCUCGUCGCCUUCCUCUACGGACCGGCCAGCCUGAAACAGGCACUGUCCUUCUUCGUCAUGGAUGUUGCGUUGACCGUCUCCCUCCUCUCGACUGUCUACGGCUCUGUCUACUCAAGAAAAAACUUUGAACCCGAGCUGGCUUCUGUGCCCAAACGUCCGAGGAGGAAGUCACGAGAGCCCCGCCCGACGGCUCCGUUGCCCCCUCGUAAAUAA
Messenger RNA from Neospora caninum, 1230 nucleotides. RefSeq lists its product as hypothetical. The transcript has a single exon. The coding region runs from base 1 to 1230 and encodes 409 amino acids. The record is from RefSeq and is a predicted model, not a curated record. Lineage: Eukaryota; Apicomplexa; Conoidasida; Eucoccidiorida; Sarcocystidae.